AUGAUAAUGGAAAGGAAAAUCAAAUUAAGAACCUUGAAUAGCCACAUAACAUGCAAAAUAUGUAGGGGAUAUCUCAUAGAUGCCACAACAGUUACCGAAUGUCUGCACACUUUCUGCAAGACUUGCCUAGUAAAACACUUAGAGGAAAAUAACACUUGCCCAACAUGUUCUAUAGUGAUACAUCAGUCCCAUGCCCUCCAAUACAUAAGCUUCGAUAGGACUAUGCAGGAUAUUGUAUAUAAGUUAGUACCAGAUUUGCAAAAAGACGAAACUGCUCGAGAGAAGGACUUCUACAGGCAAAGAGGCUUACCUUAUCCCAAAGAUAUACCCCUAACCAAUGGUGACGUCAAUGGUGAUGAUAAUCAUGCUGAUGCUAGCCACGCUGAGAAUGAUUACCACAGGCAAGACGAACAAGUGAAUUUGUGCUUGGAAUGUAUUAGUUCAAAUUUGAAAUCGCUGAAAAGGAGAUUCAUUCGAUGUUCUGCUCAAGCGACGAUUUCACAUUUAAAGAAGUUUGUAGCUAAAAAGGUUCUAGACGGAAUAGAUAAAUAUAGGGAUAUUGAUAUAUUGUGUAAUGAUGAACUUUUAGGUAAAGAUCACACUUUGAAGUUUGUCUAUGUGACGAGGUGGCGGUUUCAGAAUCCUCCCCUGAUAUUGCAAUAUAGGCCAAGGAUUGAUAUAUGAUUAAACUAAAAAGGGAUAGUUCCCUUGGUUGGCUGUAUACCAUAUAGUUAAAAAACUCUAACAUCACAGUAAAGACAACUUCUAUGUAAUAGGUAUAAUAAAAAAUCAGAACUAACGUUUUCGGACCUAUCAGUCCAUCGUGAACUCAUAUACUUGCUAACUAGGCCCAGAACCAAACAAUGGUUGUGAUUAUAAUUCUAUCUGCAUUCUAAUGUGUUGAAAUUGAGGAGGCUCAACGCCGAUGUUAGCAGACUUGGCAGACAUUCGUGGCCCAAGAUGGUUGUUAAAGUUUUAAAGCCAAUUAGUACAAUUAAACCAACAACCCCCUUUUAAUUCAUAGUAAAUUAAAUUUUCAUCACCACAGUUGGACUUACUUCAAUUUUGAAUAAGGAACCACAUUCAUCAACCUAUUCAUAUAAGUAAAACAUCUUAGCAAAAAUAUUUUCCACUUAAUUAUUUGGUCCCAGAUGUUCUUUAGAUCCUUUAAUUCAACUUCAUUUGAAUUAUGUGUAGAUGGCUGCAUACAUUCUGGCUAAUUCUCUAUUUGCAUUAUAAAAAUCAUUUUAUACUCUACCUACAUCUUACAUUAUCAAGGUACUUAAAUGUAAUUAUAGCCACAACCUUGUUGAUGUUUGUUAUUACUGUUGAAAAUUUAAAAAAAAAUCUUUUAUUACAAUUAGUUGGCUGUAUCUUUUAUUACAAUACAGGGUAACUUCUACGUCACAUUGUCGGUUUGUUUUUUGGCACCUUUCAGAAACAUCACUCAUUUUGCAUUUAGUUGCCAUUAAGUCAUUGAAAUGUAAACAACUCAAUUUGCAUCCCACGUGUUGGGAAAUUCGAUACAUUACCUUAGGGCAUUAUCCUAGUUGCCAUGUGACCAUCAUAAGGCAUUUUAUUAAAGUAUUCACUUUUAAUGCAUCCAUGUUAUAUUUAAAGGGUCUUUACCCGAAUAUUUUUCUUUGGUGGCUCAGCUAGCAUCCAGUCUGUAAGUAUAACCAACUUGCUCUAACCUUAGUCAAAAUUUAAAUAUUAACUUUACAUUCAUUAAAUCGGUUAUACUUAUUUUUAGAUCGUAACACUGAUGAUGAUUUUUUUAUAAAAUCGAAAACGUUUUGUUGUGAUGUAGCCCUUUAAAGGGAUUUUAAUAUAAAAAAAAUGUAUACCUUUUACAAAGGAUUUUUUCCAAUUUUUAAAGUUUUCGUUUAGGGUUUCACCAUGUUGCCAGUGGUAUUCUUCUAACAUCGGCGUUAAGCCUCAUCAAUUUCAACACAUUAGAAUGCAGGUAGAAUUAUAAUCACAACCAUUGUUUGGUUCUGGGGCUAGUUAGCAAGUAUAUGAGUUCACUGAUGAUGGACUGAUAGGUCCGAAAAUGUUCGUUCUGAACACAUUUUAUACAAUCCAUUGGGAUUUUUUAUUAUACCUAUUACAUAGAAGUUGUUUUACUUCAAUGUUAGAGUUUUUUGAUAUAAUAUGAUUCUUAUGGCUAUUGUAUAUUCUCGAGACUGAUCAGUUUAACAAAAGUGAUUAAUGUCAAUGUGUGUGUUUAAUAUAUAGAUAUACAGAUCGUCAAACAAAGAAACAAGUUUUAAUCAAGCACUUAUACAGUAAUCGCCACACCAGUAGACCCACGGAUACCUAAUUGUUAGGCUUGGGCUAAUCCGGCUCGUUCUCACCUGUGACUUUCAUGUCUCUCAUGUCAUGUUACUUUCAUAUAACUAUUCAAAAUAAUUGUUUUUCUGUACAAAAAAUACAUUAAUAAUUAAUUAAUAGUAUUGUUACUCUACUUUAAUUUUUUUUUUUUUGGCUUGGACUAUAGUCAUUCAGCCAGUCUCAAUCAAAAGUAAAUGUAUUAAAGAUAUUGCCAAUUAGUGAAACAUGGUUAUUAUAAUAAUAUUACAAUUUUUUACUUCUUAUUUUACCUACUCAUUACAGAUAAUGUACAUACUAUGUUAAUAAAUAUUAUAAAUAUAUUAUGCUUAAUGUUUAUCAAGAACACAUAGUGUAUAUGUUACCGUUAAAACCCGUUUUCAGUUAAAACCCGAAUUUACUAGGAUAAACUAGUUUUAACUAAGCGCUUUAGACAAUUCUAAUUUUAACUAGUCAAAACUAGAUUUGACUGCCAAAUUCAGUUAAAACUAGAAAUCGCGAACGGAUUUCAUUUAGAGUAGUUUAUAUGCGAUUCUCUUGUGAUUGCGUAUCAACCAAAUCUACCUGACGCGACUAGGCAUUUCUGAAUGCAAUAUAGGUUUGGACACAAGACCUCUCUUCGUUUUUAUAUUUUUACUCUUCUUCCGUUGGCAGGUUUCACACAUUGGUAUAAAAGUAUUGAUCGUAUCAAUAAAAAGUGAUAUUUGCCUAUUUCCUGGCGGUUUCAGUCUUCAACUUAUCCCGAUUUCCAUGAAAAAUAGCAACUUAAUUUGCUGCUUUAAUUAUGCCAAAAAUAUUUUCGACAGGUACAUAAUAUUUGAUGGGAUCAAUUUUAGAAGCUACUUUGUUAUAUCGCACACUUUUACAAUUCUAAAUCAUGUUAGUCUUCGAAUUUGUAACCGUGUUUUCUUGGCAGACAGUUCCGCAUCUUGUACUUCGACCAUUAAUUUAUUAUAUAAUAUAAAGCAUAUUAUGCUUUUGGUCACAACAUUGUAGUGACUUUCUUUCUUCUCUGUCUUUUCCAUUUGUAAAAUCAUUUCCAAAACACGUUCUUUUCACGUUCUUAUAUCUCUGCUCUCAAUCUGAUCUUCGAUAUUAUCAUUAAUGGUGAAUAAUACACAGUGGUCUAAUAUAACCAAUAAAAACGAUGCAAAACAAUCGACAGUUUCACACACUACUUUGCUACCGACUUGCCGCCUUCGUUUUUAACACUACCCCGAACAAGCCGUAAUACAUAUAUGUACUUGUCUCUUGCAACAAUUUUAACUGGUAUUCGUCAGUAAUUCCAAAAAAGCUACUUUGAACUAGUAUAAACUACGCUAAAUGAAAUUCGUUCGGGAUUUCUAGUUUUAACUGAACUUGGCAGUCAAAUCUAGUUUUAGUCUUCCUCAGCUGAUCUGCUGUUCACGUGGGCUCAAAAUGGUUUGACUCAGCCAUGUUGUCUUAUUAAUUAAUAAAAGAAUUUAGAUGUGAUUUUAUUCACUUUAAAGGGUUAUUAUACCCUAUAUCUGUGGCUUUUGCCCAGUAUCCAUGUUUUUUAUUGUGUCGUUUAGCAAUUGCUCUUCUAUGAAGGUUUUAUAAGAGGACGAAGCUCUGAUGAUGGCACGUUAUGUGUCGAAAGUACUUGCUGAUAAUAAAAUAUUUUUUACACACUAUCAAAAGUUUUUUGAAAACAUACAUCUGUUUGCCGUUUUGACCAAAUCUAGUUUUGACUAGUUAAAACUAGAAUUGUCUAAAGCGCAUAGUUAAAACUAGUUUUUCCUAGUAAAUUCGGGUUUUAACUGAAAUCGGGUUUUAACGGUAACAUAUACAUUUUACAAAUAAAAUUAUUAAUGUUAAUUAAAAUAAAUGCAUUCUUUUUUGUAUUUUUUUUUUGUUUUUUUUGUUUUGUUUUUUUGCUUUGUUUUUUUGUUUUGUUUUUUUUUUGUCACUACGAUAAGAUGUCAACCCGGUUCAACCCCUCGCAGGUUUAAAUCCUCUUAGUGAUUUUUUUUCCUUAAAUUUUUUUUUAUAUCUUUUUUGUAUCUUUUUUAGCUACUAGCCUUAUUUAAGAUAGUGGAUUUUUUUAAUUUAAUCUUUUUUUAAAUUUUUUUUAAACAUUUUACAAAUACCUAUGACUAAUUACAAUAAUAUUUUACUAUCCGACAAGAAAGAUAUCAAACAGUCAAAAAUUUUCUUUUUACAGGGAGUGGGAUGUUCUGGUCUAUAAUUCUUUUAAUUAGGUGAUUGGUUAGGUGUUUAUGCUUCAUUCAAUAUGCUUCAUUCAUAUGCUUGCAUUCAAAAAAUAUGUGGUUCAAGUCACUUUUAACCUCACAUUCCUGACAAAUAUUCGAAUCUAAUAAUGUUUAUUUUAAAUAAAUGUGCAGGAUAACAUGCAUGUCCAAAUCUAUUCUACUGAUGGUGGAUAUGUAUUUGCGAGGGAGGGUGAAAUUAUUAUACCAAGGUUAUUCCGGAAUAAUCGGUUGUAUCAAACUGUAUUGUGUUGUUGAUAUGCUACAGUACCUUUCACAGUGUGUUUUCCAGUUCUUCAUCUGUUCAGUUCUUAAACAAGCAAAAGCAUCUAGAAUGCAGGGCUGAUAUUUGGUACUUUAUUUGAUACUUUAAAAUAACUUUAUUCAAACAUCAACAAUAUUACAAUACUUAACUUUUACAAUAACACAAUGACAACUAUAAACUUCAAAUACAGCUGUUCUAUAAACUCUCAACUUUCUAUGUUAUAUUCGCUUUCUAUACAUUUUCUGACAUUUUCUAGACGUCACUAGACAUAAAAGUAAACAAUACAACAAGUGAAGGAUCCAGGGCUGUAUUAGCUCAAUGUACCCGUGUGUCUAGUAGCGUGGUGGUUACUGUAUAUUGUAGAAAUAGACGGAGGACCAAUUUGAAUAUGUCAGUACAAUUCUAUGUAAGUUGCGUCUAAAUUUUAGCUACUAGUAAAUUAUUAAAGGUUGAUGUGACAUCAUCAUAAUCAUGGCCUCUUAUUCCUGCUGGAAUGUUUACCGCUCUUACUUAGAAGUCUCUGAUUUACUUAUUGCAGUGGAUCACUCCACAUUCUUCUUGUGCAUUGUCAAAGUUUAUUGUAUGACUUGGCUUUCGUUACAAUUUUCUUCCACUCAUUUCGAUAUAUGCAUAGUUCUAUCCAGUUUCUCACUUUCAUGAUUUUGAUAUCUCUCAUGACCUGGUCCUCCCAUCUCUCUCUGGGUCUUCCCCUUGGUCUUUCAGUUACUGGCUUCCAUCUGGUGAUCUUAACCAGUAGGUAGUUUUUCCUUCUCUCUAUGUGUCCCAGCCAUCUCAGUCACUGCUAUCUUGGUACUGGGGGUUGUUACCCCCGAUGAUGGGGUUGAUUUAGUUGAAACACUAAUUACCGAAAUAUAUUUAUUUAAGUCACCAUGUACGACAGUAACUAGUUGGUGUCGGGAUGGAUAAUGUCUCUACUCUAACCACGUCGGUUUCUGAAUAAUGAAUAAUCUCUUUCUUUACUUUCUAGUAUCUAUAAAUAAAUCCCAAUUGUUUGUUAUGAUUUCAUACUUGAAUGUGACCGUGAAUUACUAAUAGUACAUAAUUGCUGACUCCGUUGUUUUGAAGAGGAAUGGCCUACAUUGCAGAAGCAAUGUCACCCAUUUACGUAAUGUAAACAGGACAUGUAAUUAAUAUUUGUUUGAGACUUUUAAAAAUUAAAUCGAUAUGGAUUACUCUUAUUUUUUGGAUGCUAAUAUAAAUCCUGUACACUGCGCUUUAAUAAAUCUAGUCAUUUCUUUUAAUUUUUCAAGAACCCUUUAUUCCUAUUGCUGAACCCUAUAGUUCCUUUAAUUCCCUUGACCUUCUACGGCUAUGUCAGAUAGUGUGGUUGACAGGGACUCGCCUUGUCGCACUCCUGUUUCUAUUGCAAUUCUGUUUGGGCUACCUUCUUCUGUUGUUAAUUUUGCUCGAAAUCCAGCCAAUGCCAUUUUUGUUAAUCUGAUUAGCUUUGCCCGUAAAUCUUGAUUUUUAAUUUCAUUAAGUAAUUUAUUUCUCCAGUCAGAGGCACGAGCGCUCAUACAAAAAUUUUCAGGGGGGGCAUACGUGAAGAUGUUGCACAUUAGAUAUUAUAGUCCAUGUGGUGAGACCGCUCCCGUCUGGAAAAAUUUCUGAUUCGGUUUCUUUGUGGAUUCCUAUUCAAAAAUGUCUCCUUUAAACAAAUUUGAAGGGUGCCGGGCAUAAUUUUUGGGCAGAAAUUGUUUAAAAAAAUUUUUUAUACAAAUACAAAAGAUCACGUUUUUUUGCUCUGAAACAUAUAUUUUUACGUUUUGUGGGUCAUUCUCAACAAGAAAGGUAUCUUGUAAAUUUUCUCAAAAAUUGAUAGUUUUCGAGUUAUAGGCGAUUUAACAUCUAAAAAAUGCGAAAAUGCGCAUUCUCGAGGCCUAAAAACUCAUAUUUAAAUUAGUAUUUUUGAGGUUGCCAGAUACUUAAAUCGAAGUUUAAACAUUCAGCUUCAAGAUUCUGAAGAGUGAUUGCGCCUAACCUUAAUAUAAACCGUUGUUUUUUAAUUUUUAAAUAAGCAUGUCCAUCCGAUUUUUUUGCCGGUGCGGCGCGCUCUAUUUCAAAAAUCUCCAAUUUUCCUCCGAAAAAUAUUUUUUCUAGAUUCUUUGGGACAUUCUAAAUAAAAUAAUUUUGUUGACAUUUUUCUCAAAAGUUAACAGUUUUAAAGUUAUAAGCGAUUUAAAAUCCAAAAAUGCGUUUUUUGGCAUUUUUCGGAUUUUAAAUCGCUUAUAACUUUAAAACUACAUAUUAACUUUUGGGAAAAAUGUCAAGAAACUUAUUUUAUUUAGAAUAUACCAAAGAAUCUAGAACAAAUAUUUUUCGGAGGAAAAUAAGAGAUUUUUGAAAUAGAGCUCGCCGCACCGUCAAAAAAUCGGAUAAACACUUAUAUUUAACAAUUAAAAAACAACGGUAUAUAUUAAGGUUAGACGCGAUCACUCUUCAGAAUCUUGAAGCUGAAUGUUUAAUCUUCAAUUUAAGUAUCUGGCAACCUCAAAAAUACUAAUUUAAAUAUGAGUUUUUAAGCCUCGAAAAUGCGUAUUUUCGCAUUUUUCAGAUUUUAAAUCGCCUAUACUCAAAAACUAUCAAUUUUUAAGAAUAAUUACAAGAUACCUUUGUUGUUUAAAAUGACCCAAAAAACCUAAAAAUAUAUGUUCCACAGCAAAAAAACGUGAUCUUUUGUAUUUGUUUAAAAAAAUUGUGAAACAAUUUCUGCCCAAAAAUUCCGCCCGCACCCUUCAGAUUUGUUUAAAGGGGACAUUUUUGAAUAGGAAUCCACAAAGAAACCGAAUCAGAAAUUUUUUUAGACGGGAGCGGUCUCACCACAUGGACUAAUAUUGUAUACUUUGGAUAACCAUAUAUAGUUUACAGCACCCGAAAAGCUAGUAGGGCCACGGCCCCCUCCUGCUCAUCAUGGGCGCCCAUGGUCAGAGGUGACCAUCAUAAUUUGUAUAUGAAUAUUUUCAUUCUUUCUUUUGAUGACUUUAAAAACUCUUAUUCAGUCUUCUUUCUCCCUUCGAAGUUUUUCAAUCCAAUUGGCCCUGGUCCUGGCCAGAAAAACAAAAAGCUAACGUAGUAGUUUAAAGAUCUAGGUGACUUUGCUACUUAGAUUAGAACUCGCUGUGUCUGAUCAAUAUAUAAAGGCAAGAGACGAGGGCUUACGGCUCGGUGAUACUCCUCCAUAGAUCCCUACGGGAUAGGCAUGAUGAAGUGCUUGAUUAAAAUCGAGCAAUUUUUCUCACUAGCUCUAUGGGCAUUUCUAAUUUCAGAGAUUCAGACUUGUUCCUAUAUUUGACUAUCUGUACACGAGAUGAAUUAUUUGACAAUUAGCUAUAUAGAAUGUGUGUAAAUAUUUUUUAUGAAAAAUCGAAUAUCAUAUUGACAUGUCUGUAUAAUAUUAUAUAUAUGAUUGUAGCGGUAUAGUCUUUAAUGUCAGGUUUCACAAAGAUCUUCUAGAUAUUAAUGUAACUAUUAAGUGGUUUACAAAUAAUUAAAAAUUCAAGAAGAGAGUUAUCGAAAAGUAUUUUAUAUUACCGGUUUGAUCAUAUUAUUCAACUUAAUAUUCGGAAAUAUCAAACAAAUUAUCAUUCUCUUUGGUUUUUUGGAGAUUGGUUUUUGAAAUUCCCUUUAAAAUUUUUCAUUUUUGUGUAAUAUGAAUAUUGUGUAAAGUCAUGUCAUCUGUAAGUCUUUUCCUCCAAAUAUUUUCAGCAAUAGUCAGUAAAGAUAGUAGUCAUAGACAUACUUUUUCCAUCUUCAUACCCAGUGAUAUGCUCAUGUUCCGUUGGUGGUUUGCGGAAUCAAUUAAAUGGAAUUAAAAUAAAUGUAAACAUAACAAACUUUCAAUAAUAUAUUUAUUUUAAUCGGUAAAAAGACGUGUUUUGCUUAUAUCUCGUAAGAGUGCGUCGUUGACCUAUCCCGACGCCCGCUGGGGUGUGACUACCGACGGGAGGCUGUGAAUCGACUGAACGAGACCACAAUUGCUAAUAUGUCAUUAUGUAUGUGGUUCUACCGUAUGGCGAGAAAAGGCGAUAAAUUAUUAGAUCUGGCGUUUUAAAAGCUGAAAACAUUUCUGUAGUUUUUAAGAAGUUGACAUAAAGAGGAUGGCUAAUCUGAUACCAUAAUCUAUUAUGGAAUUUGUGCUUCUCAUACAUAAACUGAACAGGCCAUUAACAUCUGGUUUCUUUAUAUAGAUAUUAUGAGCCAAAAGAAAUGUGAAUUUUACAUGGGACGUAUUCUUUCGUUUUGAGAAAAGUUAUUAAAAAUGAAAAAUUAAAAUUAGCAUUUAAAAAAUAGUAAAAUAGUAAUUGAAGCGUGUCGCCACACUCACACUGCUAUGUUAUCAAGUUUAUUUUGAAAGUACCUAAUGUCCACUCAAUCUAAAAAAUAAUACCAACUACUACUGAAGUUACUUACUUUCAUGUGACGGAUUUUAAAAAGAAACCGUAUUUGUUUAUUCUUCUUCAUGUACCAUCUCUAUCAUCGGCGGUUAGCGGUCGUGGUGAAAAAUAUUUCUUUGUGUUUAGCUAUACGUAAGUUAUUCAAAACCUAGUUCUAUUCAAUUUCUAAUAUUCCGAAGCCAAGACAAAAAAUGUUUCUUUACAAUAUUCCCAUAUAUUCAUGUAUAGUUAAUAAUGAAGGUAUUUGUAAUAGUUUACCUGUUUUAAUAUCUUCCCAUUUAUCAUUAUAGCUAUUAUUAACCAUUAUUUUCGUUUUUCUCGUUAAUCUUCAUUUCGAACUCUUGACAAGCAUCAUUAAGUUGGUCUAAGACUUUCUCUGUGUUCGUGUCUGUAUCAGUUAGUAGAGCAGUGUCAUCUGCAUAUCUUACAUUAGAAAUUUCUUCUCCAUUAAUUGUUAUUCCUUUGAUAAGGUUUUUCCAGGCUUUCUUGAAUAGUAGUUCCGAGUAUUGGUUAAACAGCAUAGGAGACAAUACACAAUCCUGCAUUACUCAUUUACCUCUACUAAUAUUUCUCUUUGAUCGUCGAUCCUAACCUUGGCACUUGCCUCCAAUGUCUUCUUCUUCUUCGCGCGACUAGGAUUACUCAUGUUUGUCUGCCUCUUAUUCUGUUCCAGUUGUUGUUGACUGUACAUUGUCCUUCCACCUUUUCGGCGGCCUUCCAACGGGUCUUCUGCUAUACGGCUUGUUGUUUUUACAGAUUUUCGCUAAUCUAUUUGGUUCCAUUCGGUUUACAUGCUCGUUCCAGUUUUUCUUUCUUGUUUUUAUCCACCUGUUAAUAUUUUGAAUUUUGUAAGCUCCUUAAGAAUGUAAGUUCCUUAUUAAUCUGACGUCUUUAUCGCCUAAAUUAAUGCUUCUUUUAUAAUUCUUCAAUUUCCUUACAUUUUUCUUCUAGUCAUUUCUCUUUUGCUUAUUUUAUUUGUAUUCGAAUGCGGUCUUAUUUUUAUUUUUUCUUCUUUCAUCCAUCAUAUCUAAAAUGUGUGAUCUCAUCCAAUCUUUUCUUGCCCUUGAUCGCGUUUUUGUAAAAUCUUCCCUUGUAAUAUUGACCAGAAUGUAUUUGAUCCCAUCGUAUACCAUACAUUUAGUUUUCGAUUAGAGAUACGCGACUGAAGGAAACGAUAAAAUCGGCAACAUUGCUUAUGAAAAUGACUAAAUAAACCCGCGCGACUUUGUUGUGGGAAACGGGGAAGCAGGGUUGCCAUGUAUUGCCAGAUUGUCGUUUAUACAAAAUAUUCAUAAACACAAAAUUGAUCUCAAUAUAUUUCUCAAUCUGUCUCACUGUGAAACAGUGGGUCAAAAAGUAAUUAUAUUUUUAAAAUUUCCGUUUUCCAUAGACACUUUCUAAAAGAAAGAAAAAUUAUGUAAAUAGCAAAAAAAUGUAAAUGUGUUAGGUGUGCAAUUACAGAUCUUUGUGAAAUCGGUCAUGUAUACAUUUUUUACCUUAUUCCUAAAGUCUGUAAAGUAUGUAAUGUCUUACUGUACAAUGGAAAAACAUGUUAUCUUCAAUACGUUCAUGUAAACUCUUUUCAGUGUGCUUUGUUUAACUUGUUCAAAAACCUAUUUGGUUUUCUCCAUCUAGAAAUGCAUUCACAACGAAAGAUAUUAUUGGUAAUAUUUUUCUUGUUGAUUCCUGUUCAAAAUAAUUAUCUAAAUUAGCGAAAAUAAUAUUUGUUCUAUAAAAUGCAAGGUUUUAUCAAAGAGUCCCCCCUUUCCAACAUGUAGGUAUCAUUAACGAUGAUAUGUCAUGAGAUGAGAUGAGAUGAGAUGUCAUAAAAAAUAAUUACUAACCACCUGAUUCUUUUUUCUUGGUUAGUUAAUAUGUAUUCAUAUAAAUUAACACCCUUACUGUCCUACAAAGUGCUUGGCACAUUAUCCUGGUCCUUCGUUCAAAAUUUGUCAAUACCACAAGCUCAUUUUUUUUUAUUAGUAACUGUAUGACAAAAGUAUCACGUGAUAUAUUAGUGUCUUUUUCAACCAAAUAAAACAAUAUCCUACAAGAAAACAGGUAUGUCACCAGUCGACAAGAAUUGUUUUUCGGUUUCUUAUUUAUAACACAACACAUAGGUAUUUCUUGAAAUCUAAAUAACUAAUAUACGUUCAAAAAUCUGUAUUUUUACAUAAACAAAAAACUAAUUUUCAUCAAAUCAAUCUCCAUUGCAUUCGCUACUAGCAUCACUCUCAUCUUCAUCUCUCCCUACUUUAUUGAUUCAUUUUGUUCAUUAGUGAUAUCUGACUCUGUAAUAACAUGAAAAAACUUAAUAAAUUCUACUUCAAGUGCCAUCUCCGCGACGGAGGUUGGCAAUCAUCAUAGCUAUUCGGACUUUAGAGACGGCUGCUCUGAAAAGUUCAUUUGAUUGUCCGUGAUCACUCUCCACGUGUAAUAUGCCCGAGAUAUUCCAAUUUUUUUUGUUUUCAUGGUAUUUAAGAUUUCUAUUUCUUUAUUUAUCUUUCUCAAAACCUCUUUGUUUGUGACGUGUUCUGUCCACGAUAUUUUUAGAAUUCUUCUGUACACCCAUGAUUCCAGUUUUUUCAUUGGUGCCGCAUUCGAGGUCCAAGCUUCCAUUCCAUAAAAGAAAGUUAAAGUUGAUAACAAUAAAUAUUAAUAAUUAAUAAAUACCAAUAAUAUUAAUACUGUAACUUGUAAUUCAGAAGAUAAUACAUCAAAAGAUGGUCAUUGGGGACCAUCAAACCAAUAAUAUUCAUAUUUGCCUUUAACUAUUGUCCAUUCAUAAUUUAAUUAAUACCAAAUUAUUGAAUUUUUUGUUUUUGCGAAGAAUUAUAUUAUUAGUCCAGUAAUGUCUUCAGAGAUUUGAUCUAAAAAUGAUAUGAAUAAGUUGAAUUUUACCGAGCAUGUCAAAAGUUUGCCACUUCAACCCCCUUCCUCUCGAGGGGGGUGGCGAAAACAUCGAUUUAUCAAGAAUCUGUACGCAGUAAAAAAAUGACUCAGACAGAACUAACGCAUGAAGUGACCGGCGAUAUCAAUUUUUUCAAUAAAAUUUUAUGAAAUCGACGGUAAAAAUUCGAUAUCUUCUGAUCAGAGUGUCCUAUCGACAAAAAUCAAAAUUUUUUUAUCUUUGUUUGGGUCCCAAAAUUGAUAUUUUCAGCAAAAUUCAACUUGUUCGUAUGAUUUUUAGAGAUUCAGUGGAAUUUUCGUCUCUGACGACUCUGGUAUUGAGUCAACAGAAGAGGAUCCAUAGACACGGUGUUCAAGAGAAAAUAGUUCAAAGAGAAAAGCAAAAGAAGCUUCUUUGACGCAUGACGUUGUAGAAAAGUGUCUUAUAGCCGAUUUUAAUUUUGACGUAUUUUUGAUCUACAAUACUGCAAGCUUAAAGCCAAAAAAGAAUGUGUGUGUACUUUGUACGCACGUAAGAAGUUAUACUUCUAUUAUAUGAUUUCAACGAAAUCAAUAUACUUUAAAAAGUUUAUUUACAUUUUAUUUAAAUAUUAAACUAAUUUUAAUACUCACUACUUUCCAAAAAAUUUUAUUAAAACAAUACCAAAAAUUAAAAAAAUAAAACAAAAAUGAAACAAAGAAAUGAUUUCUGAACAAUAAUUGCUGACAAAAAUUUUAACUAAAUACGUAUUUUCUGAAAAAAAAAAUAUAAUAAAUAUACUUACAAUCAUAAAAUGUAUAAAAAUAAUUAAAAAAAUAAAAAUUUGCAUUGGGAAUUGAACCUGCGUCUAUAAGGUUGUUAGAUUUUGAACUCACCGCACGCAGAACUUAGCUAGCGAGACAUUUGAAUGAUGUGGGAACAUUAGCAACUAAACGUUUUAAACUUUUUUGACAGCUGCUUAUUCUCUUAGUUUAAUUAAAUAAGUUUGAUUCUUGCGGAAUUAAAAUAUUAACAUACAACAAAAUAUAGACUAAAAAAGCAAUUUAUUAGAUAUGAAGAUUGGUAGAAAUUGUAUUGGUAAUCAAAUUAUGUAAAUCAAAGCAUUACCUACUAAUUGGCUAGGUACCUACAUUUUCCAAAUAGGUAUGUAGGUCCUAAUCUUUUAUUACAAUACUGAAACAUUUAAAAUUACGUUGCUUUUGCUUUUAAAAACUAUUUAAAAAGUCACUACAAUUAUAAACUUGCUUUUUGUGUCUGUCCUCACAACAAUAAAAACUAAUAUACUAAAUACAAUUUGUUUACCCAUAACCAUUGACGUAUUAAUAAAAUAACCGACAUAUUGAACAAUUGUUGACAGGUAAUUACCCAGUCAGAGGACGUAUAACGUUUAAGCUGCGCCGGGUACCAAGAUUUUGAUGAUUUCGAGCACAUACAAAUUUACUCCCAACGCGCCUAAAGAAGUAUAACUUCAAAAAAUUGGGUGCUAGUUUAAAUUUUAUUUAGAUUUUCUCUUGAACACCGUAACUUACAGCCUGUUUUCUUCGGAUAAAGGCUCUCUCUAGCAAAAUGUUUAGAAUAUUUUGUUUUUGCGAAGAAUAAAUGUUAAGAGCCAGCAGGCUGGGAUUCUUAUAGCUUGAGCCUGAUUUUCUUCGGAUAAAGACUCUCUCUACCAAACAGUUCAAUUUUUGGUUUUUGCGAAGAAUUAUUAUUCAGAGUCAAAAAGAUGGGAUCCAAAAAUGGGUCCGGAAUUAGCCUGAUUUUCUUCAGAUAAAAUACUCUCUCAAAGGAAAAUGUAGCUUUUCUUUUGUUUUUGAUCUGGAAAUGCAUCUAUAGUAAUUUUUUAUUAAACAAUAAAUGUGAAACCAAUUAAUAUCAUCGUCAAAGCAAGCUGAUGGAAACUUGAUAAUAUAUCUUUUACUUAUUGCGUAGAUAUUAGCCCUAAGGUUUCAAGUGUUUGCCUAAACAUUAAGAAAAAUGUCGUAAUUUAAUCCAAUAAAAAUCAAAUUUUAAUGUACUUAAUUUUUGGAUUAAUAUACCUUCGUACAUAAUAUGGAUGUAUUAUUUUUCCAUUUUGGUAUCAUGGUUUUUCUAUUGUACAUAUCUGCUAAUAAACUAUUUCUCUACUGGUG
Messenger RNA from Diabrotica virgifera virgifera (western corn rootworm), 14261 nucleotides. RefSeq names its product polycomb group RING finger protein 3 (gene l(3)73Ah). Lineage: Eukaryota; Metazoa; Arthropoda; Insecta; Coleoptera; Chrysomelidae. The record is from RefSeq and is a predicted model, not a curated record. Bases 1 to 684 code for a protein of 227 amino acids. Gene Ontology annotation, cellular component: PRC1 complex. Gene Ontology annotation, biological process: regulation of transcription by RNA polymerase II. The transcript has a single exon.